Messenger RNA from Aspergillus terreus NIH2624, 1221 nucleotides. Its product is annotated as UBX domain protein. The coding region runs from base 1 to 1221 and encodes 406 amino acids. The transcript is spliced from 4 exons. The record is from RefSeq and is a predicted model, not a curated record. Lineage: Eukaryota; Fungi; Ascomycota; Eurotiomycetes; Eurotiales; Aspergillaceae. Gene Ontology annotation, molecular function: protein binding.
AUGGGAGGAGGAUUCGCGCAGCAGAUACUGGCCACGAAAUCCGUUCUGCUACGACUCCCCAAGGAUAGCCAAGAGGCCGGGUUUUUAACGUCAUUCUGUCCGAUUACCAAGUUUCCUACAGUGGUUGUGAUCAAGAACGGCAUGCUCCGCGACUAUAUCGUGCCCGAGAUCUCGAAGGACCACUUCCACGCUCGAUUGCGCGGCCUGCUUGACGGCGGUGAUGCUUCUGGACAGCCAGCAACGAGUGCACAGAAUACUGCUACGAAUCAAUCCGCGACGUCUACACCUGCGCCAGCCCCUGUCCCUGAACCACAGCCUGCAUCUACUCCAGUCGAACCUCGCCCCGAACCACGUCCAUCUCAAACACAGACCCAGAAUGUACAGACAACAGGUGCUGCAGGGACGACAGGGAGAGCCCAAUCAUCUGAGUCCACUCCCGUGGCUCAGUCGUCUGUAUCAAAACCGCAACCCCCUAAAUCAAAGCAUGAUCCCGUGCCGAAGUCUCGUCAACCUAAGCAGGAAAGUAAGCCUAAGGAAGAACAAAAGCCAAAGAUUAGUAUCACGAAACGCCAGCCGACCGUCGAAGCUGUCGAUGAGAUCACAGAAGAACGCAAACCUUCGGCCUCCUUACCUCCCACACAAUACCGGUUGCAGGUACGGCUCUUUGACGGAAGUUCCAUUCGGUCGAGUUUCGCUCCCUCCCACACGAUACGUCGAGACGUCCGUCCUUGGAUCGAUAGCCAGAUCACAGAGGGCAAACGCCCCUACAAUCUCAAGCAUAUCUUGACGCCACUGCCAAACCACACGCUCACUAUUGCCGAAGAAGAACAGAGGCUCGAGGAGCUCGGCUGGGGUUCAAGCGCUAAUUUGGUCAUGGUCCCCAUCAGCUCGUACACCGAAGCAUAUUCUUCCUCUUCGUCGAGCUUGCCAGUGCGAGCCGUCUCCUCCGUGUACGGACUUGUUUCUUCGGCGGUGGGUUUAGCAACCGGUCUGGUAGGGUCUUUCUUGCCCUUCGGUUCCGGUCAAACAACGCCUUCUGAGGCAACCCCCACGGCGAACACCCCGUCAUCCGGUAACAGCACGCCGAGAUCGCGUGCCCCAGCGUCCAGAGGACCCAAUAUCCGGACACUGAGGAACCAAGCUGGGGAACAGGAUGACCGACAAUUCUACAACGGGAAUCAGCUGAAUUUUGAGCCUCGGCGUGACUCAGAUACCCGAUAG